Molecule: messenger RNA, 2432 nt
Organism: Cercospora beticola
Lineage: Eukaryota; Fungi; Ascomycota; Dothideomycetes; Mycosphaerellales; Mycosphaerellaceae
Product: COG1/VPS51 family protein
Biological process (GO): intra-Golgi vesicle-mediated transport
Cellular component (GO): Golgi apparatus; COG complex
Source: RefSeq, a predicted model, not a curated record
CUCCAGACCCCAACAAUGUUAUCAUGACCACUCAGCCACCCGAUCCCAAGACUCUCGAAUCCUGGGACGAUGCUUUCCAAUACCCUCUCCCAGUCGUCCGCAAACUGGAGCAACAGCUCCGCCGAAACAUCGAUGACAACCGCCAAAAGUUGCGCUCCCUCGUGGGAGCCAGCUAUCGCGAUUUACUGGGCACCGCGGAGCGAAUCAUCGAUAUGGACGAACAAAUCCACAAUGUGGAAACGCAAAUGACGGAUAUUGGAAGGAGAUGCAAUACGAGGAAUUUGGAGCUGAUUCGCGCGAACCAGAAGCGUGUGAGGAGGGAGAUGGGGAAGAGUGAGAGUGAGAGGUUACAAAAGGUUGCGCAGACGAAGGUUUUGCAGAAUGCGAUUAAUGUGGCUUUGAGGGUUGUGAGGAAUGGUGGGGAUGCUUUGGUUGCUGCGAAGGUGCUUAUUUUGGCAAGGCUGCUGUGUAAGAGUCUUGCGGAGGGGGAGGAGCCGCCGACUGUGUUGGACAGUUUGCAGAAGAAGCUGGGGAGUGCGAGGAAGAGGCUUUUGGGGUAUAUUGCAAGGGCGCUUUCGAGGAUUGGUCUGGACAGGGAGGUUACGAUUAAUAGGCUGUGUGCGUAUGCUUUGCUGUCGACUUCUGCUCCUCAGGAUGUGCUGCGGUAUUUUCUACAACUGAGGUUUGAGCAGUUGGAGACUAUGGCUGAGGCGGCGACGGAAACGAGUAUAACAGACAUGUUGGCUUUGUACAGCCAGACUUUGUCGGAUACGAAGGACCUCUUUCCACGACGUUUCGCCGAAGCUUUGUCGCAGGUCACGACGAAUGCAUUGGUUCGCGAUCCCGAUGUACGGGCGAUCUACGAGCUGAGUCUGGAUGUCUACGAACGCUGGAUUACGGAGGAUGUGAGGAACUUCCAUCCUUGGGUUCGACACGAUCAACUCCAGGCUUCGAGCGUCAGUGCUGCUAUUUCUUCUUGGGCCAGACAGGGACAAGAAUGCCUAUUGCAAACUCUCCGGACUGCUUUGGUAGAUCAGGAGGACGUUCACAAGGUCCUGCAACUUCGACAGAAGGUGAUCUCGAAGUAUCUCGUGCUCAGCGCGCAACUGCGCCAUGAUAGCCAAGCGCAAGCCCUGAACGAUAUUCGCAAGGCGUUCCUCGACAGGUUGGAAUCGCUCGUCAAGCAGGCGACCACGGUCGAAGACUUUGUGCCCAAUGCCCAAUCGGACGCGUCUGAGUCGAGUCCUGUGAGCAUGUGGGCAGCCGCCACGACCGAAAUGGACCCUAGCAAGGAGGUUAUGCAAUUCCGCAAAGAUGUGCUCAAUAGGCAUCACGGGCGUACUAAACCCAUGCAUGGUUCAAUAGCCGUUCUGGACGAAUGGCUCUUGCGACUGCGCGGUUAUGGUGAGGCCAUUGCCGGGAUGCGUGCAAGCAAGUGGGACGAUGACUUGGAUCUGGACCUGGACGAUCUCAUGGAAGACGAACCACUUCAGGUUAUGCUCAGCACUCGAGACCCUCAAGAAUUGGAACGAAAGCUACACGAAGCCACGAGCACGUCCCUGCAGAAUAUGUUCACGACAAUCGAGAAGUCUUUCGAGUCAGAUUCAGACCCGGCACUGCUCAUCCGACUUCUGCGUGAAGUAGAAGAUCGUCGCCGAGGCCUUGCAGACCUGGUCGAAGAUGUGGAGUCCAUCAAGCCAAGCAAGACUUUUAUUGCUGCCUUACACCAGCGAAUCGCAGCAACAACCAUUGCAGAUCAUGUGGAAAGGUUUGCGACAAAUUUGCGAAAGCCAGACUCCGUUGCCACGACACUAUGGGAUGGAACGCCUCCACUUCCGAUUCAGCCUUCUCCAACAACAUUCCGGCUUCUGAAGAAUGUGCAUGAACACAUGUCGAACCUUGGCAAAGACCUCUGGAGCCCCGCCGCAGUCCAGGCUUUGAAAAAGUGUUUAUCUGAAAGUCUGAGAAACAAGAUCAAUUUUUCCGAGAUCGACCAGACCCUUGGGUCGCCCCUGACUAAUGGGCAUGCCGCUCCAGACCAGUCGGAAGGAGAUGCGAAUUCUGCGGGGAAUGAAGACAAGACGGUGCCGAGGAACAAGUCCAACAAUCGACUCGCACAGCAUUUGUUUGAUGUUCAGUAUUUGCAGCGGGUUCUGUAUACGGACACAGGGGACAAGGAUCUGCUUGACGAAGUUGUAGAAGGGCUUAAAGUUCAGAUACAGUUAGAGUUGGGAGCUCACGAGCGUCUGAAGAAGAGCGCCAAUGAGUAUUGGCGGCGAACGUAUUUGCUGUUUGGGCUGCUCGCCUGCGGUGGAUAGGCGGGUCGAGCGUGUGGAUAGCAAUCAGACAUGAAGUCGCUAGCGUAGGUGACGCAACAAAUACUCGUAGCCCGUCAGCGUCACACGUCAAAUGUCCAUAUACCUUGUACAGAA